Messenger RNA from Staurois parvus, 288 nucleotides. The record is from the annotation of a GenBank genome assembly. NCBI's taxonomy places the organism in Eukaryota, Metazoa, Chordata, Amphibia, Anura, Ranidae.
GACCCUGCAUUCACUAUAUCUGGUCUCCCACAUACAGUGUGAUUUACUAAAGCUGGUGCACAUAUGCAUGGUAGCUAAUCGGCUUCUAACCUCAGCUUGUUCAGUGAAAGUGUUACUAAACCCAGGACCCUGUCUUCCACAGUACACAGAACAUGCAAAUGCAAUUAUUUUAGUAAAUAUAAACUGCUAAAUACUUUCUCAUCAGCAGUAUAUAGCAGUCUUGUGACUUUUAUCAGUAUCCAGCAGAGCACUGGUUAAAGUUUGCAGGAAGAGUUUUCAUUCUCCCCU